Molecule: messenger RNA, 1815 nt
Organism: Diospyros lotus (date-plum)
Lineage: Eukaryota; Viridiplantae; Streptophyta; Magnoliopsida; Ericales; Ebenaceae
Product: proline-rich protein 4-like
Exons: 2
Coding region: 106-1434 (442 amino acids)
Source: RefSeq, a predicted model, not a curated record
UCAAGCGCAUCCCCCUCCUCUGCCCACUAUAUAUUUGUCAAAAUGCCUCACUGAACCAGCCAUCACUCGACUCUCCUUGCCAUCAUCACCGGCAUAUGAGCUUCAAUGGGGAUUCGCCCCCUUUGUCUUCUGGGUUUGUGGGUGUUGUUGCUUCUCUCUGCCUCCAGCCUCUGCCAUGGAAGCGACAAGGCUGUACUUGAGGUGGUUGGAGUUGGAGAAUGCGCAGAUUGUGCGGAGAUUAACAUUAAAACCAGCCAUGCGUUUUCAGGGCUUGGAGUGACCAUUGAUUGCAUUCCCACAAAUGGAGAGCAAUUCCAGAGAAGAGCGGUUGGAGAGCUUGAUGAAGAAGGCAGAUUCAAAGUGUCUCUUCCUGCGGAGAUUCUGGAAGACGGAAAGCUCAAGGAAGAGUGCUUUGCACAGCUGCACAGUGCAUCGGCUGCUCCAUGCGCAGCCCACAAUGGACUUGAGUCCUCAAAGAUAAUCUUAAAGUCCAAAGCUGAUGGCAAGCACAUCUUUACCACCGCCGGGAAGUUGAAAUUCUCGACGGCGACUUGCACCUCAGCCUUCUUGUGGCCUUUCUUCAAGUACCCACCUUUGCCCAAGCUCACUCUCCCUCCAUUUUACUUCGGCCAUCCCUUCCCUAAGAAGCCACUGCCUCCACUAAUACCCAUUUAUAAGAAGCCACUGCCACCACCAAUACCCAUUUACAAGAAGCCACUGCCACCACCAAUACCCAUUUACAAGAAGCCACUGCCACCACCAAUACCCAUUUAUAAGAAGCCACUGCCACCACCAAUACCCAUUUACAAGAAGCCACUGCCACCACCAAUACCCAUUUACAAGAAGCCACUGCCACCACCAAUACCCAUUUACAAGAAACCACUGCCACCACCAAUACCCAUUUACAAGAAGCCACUGCCACCACCAAUACCCAUUUACAAGAAACCACUGCCACCACCAAUACCCAUUUAUAAGAAACCACUGCCACCACCAAUACCCAUCUACAAGAAGCCGUGUCCACCACUAGUGCCCAUCUACAAACCAAAACCAAAGCCGCUUCCACCACCAGUGCCAAUCUACAAACCAAAACCCAAACCGAAGCCACUUCCACCUCCUGUUCCAAUCUACAAACCGAAACCUAAGCCAAAGCCGCUUCCACCUCCCGUUCCAAUCUACAAACCAACCCCGAAACCAAAGCCGCUUCCUCCGCCUGUCCCAAUCUACAAGAACCCGCCCCCAGCACCUGUGCCAAUUUACACGCCAAUGCCACCACCUGCGCCAUCUCUUCCUCCUCCAAUAUUCCCAAAGAAGCCUUGCCCACCAUUUCCCAAGCUGCCUCCAUUCCCCAAGAUUCCUCCAAAGACCUUCCACCACCACCACCACCCCAAGUUUGGGCCAUUCCCUCCAUUGCCUCCUCAUUUUCCUCACCCUUAAGCUACCACCUUCUGGGCCUUGGAAGUUAAUUAUUGGUGUUCUGUGCAAUGUAGAGAUUUGUUCGCUUUGAGAUUUUAGUACCACAAUAAAGCCUGCCAUUUGGAAAGGGGAUCAGAGAGGGAGAACUAGCUAGCUGCUGGUUGAUAUGGUGAGAGCCCAAGAGUGAACAGAGAGAUAUCAUUACUGAUUAAAUUACCUGUUAUUCAUGAAGAAGUGGAUGGAUGGUGUGCAUUAAUUAAGUUAUGGUGGUAAUGGAAAGACUGGCAUUAUCAAAGGAAUGUGCUUGGCCAAAGUCCUGAUUAAUUAUUAUUGGGUUUUAAUAUAUAUAUAUAUAUAUAUAUUUUACUUCUUUCUGUACAAAACUGGUGGAGUCCUUUGCUG